Messenger RNA from Salvia splendens (bonfire salvia), 1302 nucleotides. RefSeq lists its product as uncharacterized. Bases 134 to 1093 code for a protein of 319 amino acids. NCBI's taxonomy places the organism in Eukaryota, Viridiplantae, Streptophyta, Magnoliopsida, Lamiales, Lamiaceae. The record is from RefSeq and is a predicted model, not a curated record. The transcript has a single exon.
AACAUUUUGCUUGUCAUCAUCUGGAUAGCUCUUUUCCUUCUUCUCUGUAGCUGUAGCAAUUAAUGAAAACGACCUACAAAUCUAUCUCAUUCUAAUCUUUCCCUAUUCUCACACAAAACCUCCAUUCUCAGAGAUGAAGGCCAUGAAAGGAAAGCUGUUGAAGAAGCUCAAGACGGUCAAGGCCAUCGGCUACCUUAAGCCCGACACGAUCCUUCAGGUCAGCGGUUAUUUACACACUUCAGCUCGCCCCCCCUUGGCCGCCAUUGAAGAAUGCCCAAAUUCCAACCUCGAUGUAACGGAGCUGAUCAAGGACCUCCGAGAUGAAGAGACGGACCUCGAUUCGCAGCUCACGGAUGAUAAAGAGAAUGUCAGUCCAGAGGAAAACGAGAAUGUUGUUGAAUCGAAGCCUCCUUCGUCGGAGAUCGAUGCGACGUCGUUUAGGCGGCCGGAUUUGUACUCGGGGAGCCUCUUCGAUCCGAAUCUCCUCGCGGCGUUCGAGCAGGCGGUGAUGGAGGUGAAGGCGAGAGAAGCCGAGAGAAGGAAGCGAAUUGAGGAAGACGGCGAAGAGGAACCGCCUUCCAAGUCGAGAAGGAUCGAUCAGGCUCCCGAUCCGCUGGCGGAAUUCGAGGAGAGGUGCCCGCCGGGAGGGGGAGAGUCGGUGGUGCUGUACACGACGGGGCUGCGAGCGAUCCGGGAGACGUUCGAGGAUUGCCAGAAGACGAGAUCGCUGCUGGAGAAUCUGAGGGUAGUGUUUUUGGAGAGAGACGUGUCGAUGCACUGCGAGUAUAAGGAGGAGAUGUGGAGGAUUUUGGGAGGGAAAAUUGCUCCGCCGAGGUUGUUCAUCAAGGGGAGGUACAUCGGCGGAGCGGAGGAGGUGAUCGGGCUGCACGAGCAGGGGAGGCUGAAGCCGUUGAUGCAGGGGAUUCCGGUGGAUGAUGGGAGGCGGUGUUGUGAAGGAUGCGUUGGAUUGAGGUUUAUUGUUUGUUUCAACUGCGACGGAAGCCGGAAAAUUAUGCCGGAGGGCGACGGGGAGGCUAUUGUUUGCAAUGAGUGUAAUGAGAAUGGGCUCAUAGUUUGCCCCUUUUGCUGCUGAAUCCAGAAAUUACUACACUACUAUUUGUUUGUUGAUUUUUGUAUAAUUGGGAUUCUUUUAUUCAUUGGGGAAAUUGAUAAUAUUAAAGAUUGAACUUGUGUAUUUGAUUGCACUUCACAUGCAAUUCAUGUGUAGUUUUUGUAUACUGUCUGUCUUGUUCUAUGUAUACAAUAUUAGAAACAUUAUUUUUACUGUAUUUCGGACUUUAA